Messenger RNA from Syngnathus acus (greater pipefish), 1567 nucleotides. Its product is annotated as 12-(S)-hydroxy-5,8,10,14-eicosatetraenoic acid receptor-like. Gene Ontology annotation, molecular function: G protein-coupled receptor activity. Gene Ontology annotation, biological process: G protein-coupled receptor signaling pathway. The record is from RefSeq and is a predicted model, not a curated record. Lineage: Eukaryota; Metazoa; Chordata; Actinopteri; Syngnathiformes; Syngnathidae. Gene Ontology annotation, cellular component: membrane. Bases 137 to 1159 code for a protein of 340 amino acids. The transcript has 4 exons.
UUAUACCGCCACUCAUAUGUCUAGCAGCAGUCAGCACCUUUGAGCCCGGUGUUCACUAACCGAGUGCUUCCUCGGAAUGUGACUCAAACUCGACGUCACUCUCCUGGACGAAGAGAAGCAGAGACAGAGCAGGAGGAUGGGAACCAACUCGUCGGCCGUGGACAACAAGUUGGACCACUGCAACGUGACGAACCCCGCGACGUACAAUGUCCUCUCCGGGAUCAUCGUGGGACAGUUUGCGCUCGGUCUGCCUCUCAACCUCUCCGUCCUCUACAUCUUCCUCUUCAGGUUCAAGUUCUGGAAGAACAAGAGCGUGUUUCUGUUCAACAUCGUGGUGGCCGACUUUCUGCUGGUGGCCUGCCUUCCCGGCGAGUCCUACAGCUACCAGCUGGGCCAGAGGCGAAGUACCAAUCCCGGGCUGUGCAGGACCAUGCUCUUCAUGCUCUUCCUCAACCGCGGGGCCAGCAUCGCCUUCUUAGUCACCCUGACCCUGGACCGUUACUUCAACGUGGUGCACCUCGGACGGAGGAACUUCGUCAAGGUCCUGAAGAAGUCUCCGGAAAUCUCGGUGGUGAUCUGGCUGCUUCUAUUGCCGCUCACCAUCCCGAUCAUGGUCCGGAGCUUCGAGUGCUGCAACAGCCACGGACGAGUCGUGGAGACCAUCUACCAUGACAUCACAGACACCUCCAGAGAGGUUGUGUUCUUCUCGCAAAUCCUCAUCCCUUUCAUCAUCUUGCUCUACUGCACGGUGCGCACCGUCCAUCGGCUCAGGAGGAAGACGGUGGGAGAAAAGGCCAAAUUGAGGCGGGCCAUGUGUGUGGUUAUGUCGGUGAUGGUCAUCUUCUCCGUUUGCUUCCUGCCGUGCGCCGUCGCCCGAGCAGCAUUGCUAUUCGUGCGUCUGAAAGGAUGGCAGGAGACCGAGGGUGUGAUGGUUCAGGUGAACGACUCGCUCAUGGUGCUGUCCUACACCGACUGCCUGCUGGACCCGCUGGUCUACUGCUUCUGCCACUCGGGCUUUAAGGACGCCUACCUGAACACCUUCUGUCCGACUUUCCUGCACAAGAGACUGUGUAAGGCCAAAACCACAACAAUGACUACUACGACGACCUCUGCAGGCAGGAGCCUCUCUUUGCCAAUGGUUGAGAACUUUCAAGUAUGAAUGAUAUUUGGAUGUGUUAUUUUAUUGUCUGAAGUCAGAGUCCAUCAUUAUGGAGGCCCAGACGUUAAAUGGCAUUUUAUGUGGUCAUAUUGCAAAAACUGUCUUGAAAAAAAAACAAGAACAAGGGUUAUGAAAUGAGGAACUUAACCUUGAAAUACGAUUGACCCAAAUUAGGUCAUUCCUCUGUGAAAACUGUAACACUGUAUUUACGACCUACACAAAUCGGAUUAUUGUAUUUCAUUUAUGCUAAACAGUGUUGACAUUUUAAGAGGAAUAAAAAUUGGGGCCGCAAUUUAGAUGUCACGUGGGCACAAAAUGCUAAUUUGUCGCCACGAUUAAAGAAGGCUGUGAAAUUGUUAAUACUUGUGCUUCUUUAGAUUUUUUGUAAUAAACAUCCUCAAAUUAAAA